This is a messenger RNA of Tarenaya hassleriana, 2196 nucleotides long. RefSeq lists its product as uncharacterized. Gene Ontology annotation, cellular component: plasma membrane. The record is from RefSeq and is a predicted model, not a curated record. The transcript is spliced from 3 exons. NCBI's taxonomy places the organism in Eukaryota, Viridiplantae, Streptophyta, Magnoliopsida, Brassicales, Cleomaceae. The coding region runs from base 1494 to 2090 and encodes 198 amino acids.
UGAAAAUUACUAUUUUAUCUCCAUAGUUGUAAUAAAAUUACCUCUCCUCGACGUCUCUACAGCUUUCGAUAUUUUGUAAAAAAAAGCUUUCGAUAUUUUCUUUUUCUCAUGUCUUCAAAUCCAAAAUCUUGCGUUGGAUCGGACGAUUCAGAUGCUUCGAGGCCCCGUUUGGGGUCUUCCUUCCGUUGGCGCCGUCAUUUGCUUAAGAUUUUCGCCAUUGUCUUCGCGACUCUGCUGAUUGACAUCAUAGCUGAAAACCCUAACUGCAUUUCCCAACUUCGAUUCCCUCGGUGGUCAGCAGAAUCACUCUGCUCGUAUGGUGGAGUCCGAUGGCCUUUCUGGUUCGGUUUUGGAUCCAAAGCCGAUGCCUUUCGCUUGUGGGUACUGAAGAACAAUGCCUGGUCGCUACAUUUAAGGUUCUUCACGAUGUUCUCCUGCAGCUGUCUUAACUGUGGGUGAAUGUGUAAUGCUAUGAUCGGGUCUUUUCUACCAUAAUGUGAACACUCGAUUGCUUGACCCUGUAACAUGACUCUUCUGUGUUUGGUUUGAAUUUGGAAAGCUUGUCAAGAUGGAAAGUUCUUGGUUGAAAUGCCAAAUGUGAAUGUGCCUGAAAGAUAAUGAGUCUGAGGUGUCUUGGAAAUUUUGGGACCGUGUGGAUGAAAAACUGGUUUCAGCUUCAAGAGAAAAUGCAUUGUUGCCUUUUCAGCUUAGUAACUUUUCAUCAAACCCGGAUCUCAGAAACAUGGAGGAGUCUUCCAAUGGCCACUUAAGGGAAAUCAAGGGCUUCUUAGAUACUUGAUUGAUGUUCCUGAUGAUGAUAUCCGCUAUUCAAGGGAAGGAAGGGAGCAUAUCUAACUCAAAAGGAUCAUACGCAAGGAUCAAGAAUCUUAUAGAACUGCCCUUUUUUCUCUCUUUGCUUGUGUGUUCAUCCCUUAAUCUGGUCUCCCCUUCCAAUAAUUCUUAAUAGUGUAAAAGCAUUACCUCAUACUCAGUUCGGUCAUUUAUAUUCUUCUGGAACUUUCAGGUUCCACCAUCUGCUAUCACUGCUCAUGCUUCUCCGAGACCAAGUAAGUGCUAAUUCAAGAAAUUUGCUCUUGAUAAUUAUUGUAUUAUACCACAAGAUCUUACACAAUCUAAGCUAAUUCACACUUGCAAGUUAGGUAUUUUUGCUCCUUUUUUUUCCAAAAAGUAUACAUAUAUUAUAUAUAGAGUCAGGAAGAUUCCUUAAAGCAUAAGAAUUAUACAACCAUAUGUAUAAUGUUUUCCCCUAAACCCAAUUUGCCUUUACUCCAAGGGAAAGAAGAUACCAAAACUUUCCCCACCAGUUAGGGUUUAGAACCAUAUCUUGUCCUCUCAUUAUCCCUUUCCCCUUCCCUCAAACCCCAAAAAACCCCUUAAAGAUAUCAACCAUCAAAAAACACAGAAAAAAAGCCCUAAACCGGUCCCAAACCGGAUGUUGUCUGGCCUCGUUCUAGCCGCACCAGAGCCGCAUAAUGCCCAAGUUGGCUUCCCGCCAAGGCACCAGCAUUUUUGUAUGGUGUGCAGCCAUCAUCUGCGCUUUGAUCUCUGUCGCUGUCAUCUUCGGCGGCAUUGCUGUCUUUGUUGGAUACCUUGUCAUUCACCCUCGCAUUCCCAUCAUUAGUGUAGUUAAUGCCCACCUCGACCUUCUAAGAUACGACAUAUCCAGAGUAAUGGAGACGCAGAUAACUAUCAUAGUGAGAGCGGAGAACGACAAUGAGAAAGCGCAUGCUACGUUCGAGGACACUGAGUUUCACCUGAGCUUCGGGGGAAAAUACAUAGCAAUUCUAAAGGCGGCGCCUUUCAAAGUGGGCAAGAACAGCUCUCUGGAUUUCUCCUACGUGGUUCAGUCAUACCCUGUGCCGUUGGGUCCGACAGAGAUGCAAAUGAUAGACUAUGCUUUGAAACAAGACGUCAUCACGUUCGAUCUCAAAGGUGACUCACGGACUCGUUGGCGGGUCGGACCUUUCGGCUCUGUCAGGUUCUGGUGUGAUCUUAAUUGCGAGCUUAACUUCAGACCUUCCGAUCAUAGUUACCUUCGUUCUCCUUGUAGCUCUUCGCAUAAGCACUAGGGUUAUGUGUCUUUUUUUUUCCUUCUCUCUUUUAUUUCUUUUCAGUUCAUUAUUCUUACACGACAAUAAUAAUGAUAAUAAUCUUGAAGUUAUUCCCUUUUUUUUA